This is a messenger RNA of Epithele typhae, 477 nucleotides long. RefSeq lists its product as uncharacterized. The transcript has 2 exons. The record is from RefSeq and is a predicted model, not a curated record. Bases 1 to 477 code for a protein of 158 amino acids. NCBI's taxonomy places the organism in Eukaryota, Fungi, Basidiomycota, Agaricomycetes, Polyporales, Epitheliaceae.
AUGUUUGCAUUCGCCUCUCUCGUCAUCGCCGCUCUCGCCACGCUCACCAUCCAAACCGCCUCCGUGGCUCCUUCGGCCGAGUACGCCGUCAGCGACAGCGACAUUCUCACCUGGCUCGCCACGACCGACGCCGAGGUCAUCCACGUCGGUGCCGACGGCGAGUCGCUCCAGUCCCCGCCGCCCCCACCCCGCGCCGACGCCCUCGCGCGUCGCCAGGGGAGCGUGAGGGUUGUGUGGUGCGACAGGCGGUCCGGUGCCGUGUGCGGCGGGACGUGCCGGAUCUACACCGGAUCGGCGACGUGCCUCAAUGUCAGAGGCCAGGCGGCGUGCCUGAUGGCGAGCGCGAACGUCGCCUUCUGCGACAACACGUCGUGCGGCGGGAGCUGCAACACGUUCGCCCGGUGUGGGACGAAGCUGGACAACAACUUCUGCUACACGCCCGGGACGGACUCGAUCAACGUCCCGUUCGUGAACUGA